Messenger RNA from Drosophila subpulchrella, 915 nucleotides. It is a transcript of the gene Sr-CIII, whose product is annotated as MAM and LDL-receptor class A domain-containing protein 1. Gene Ontology annotation, biological process: nervous system development. The transcript is spliced from 4 exons. The record is from RefSeq and is a predicted model, not a curated record. The coding region runs from base 1 to 915 and encodes 304 amino acids. Gene Ontology annotation, cellular component: membrane. Lineage: Eukaryota; Metazoa; Arthropoda; Insecta; Diptera; Drosophilidae.
AUGUUUCUACAACAGCUUCGCUGGGUGGCCCAAGCAAUCGCAAGCUGUGACCUCGAAAUAAAGUUGGCCAAUGGAAAAGUUACUGAGUCAUCCAGUUGGUACGGGGGUGACUAUAUCGAGUUCGAGUGCGAUCGGGGAUAUAUCAUGCAGGGCAAAACUUGGCACCUCGGCAGCGGAAACAUUCUGAAGAGAUUCUGUGCCAAGGCGGGAUGCGAAGGUUUUGAAAAACCGGAGAACGGAAAGAUAUCCACCGCUCCAGGAGGCUUAAAGGCAGUCAUCACUUGCGAUGAGAAUUUUAUUCUCAGUGGAAAUUCGGUGACAUACUGCAAUGGAUCGCAGUGGAUCCUUCCGUUGGGAACCUGCCAGAUGCAAAAUCAUACGGGUGACUAUUCCUGCGACUUCGAGAGGGAGGAUCUGUGCGGUUGGAAGGCCAGCAAGGCCAUACCACAACCAUGGCAGCGGAUCAGGGCUGCAGCUGAUUUCCAAAAGAAGAAUUGCCUCCAACAGGAUCACACCUUCCAGAGCGACGUCCAAGGACACUUUAUCCGCCUGCAAUCGCAGGUGCAUGCCUUCAGGACCUACCACUUCAUGUCGCCGAUCUUUCCCAGGAACCUCACCUCGGGCCACUCCUUGCGGUUUCAGUUCCAACUCUAUAUGUUCGGAACGGGAGUGAAGAACCUUACGGUCUCAGUGAAGCCCGGUUCAAUGCCAGCCGAAGAUAUGUGGAAGACUUUCAGGGCAGACACCACCAAGCUCAUUGUAUCUGGCAAUCAAGGCGCCAACUGGCAAAGCCAUUCAAUCCACAUUAGUGAGAUGGAAACUGACUUUCAGGUGGUCUUCACGGUCGCGGAUCCCAGUUCUCUAGGUGGAGACAUUGGCAUCGACGAUGUGAAAUUUACCAAUGAGAGAGUUUGA